AUGGCACCGCCAGCAACGCCCGUUGAGGCGCGCCCGGGCAUGAGCAGCACCAUGUGGGCGCUGGCGCAGGGCGAGGCACAUGUACUGCACCAGCAGAUGACGGAGACGGCCCAGAAGCGCGUGUCGACGCUGGACUAUUUGCGCAAAGCCCACGAAGGCCGCGUCUACUGGUUCAACACAUAUCUCUUCGACAAGCCCGACCUCUCCCGCAUGCCCAGCUUCGACCCGCGCAAGCUCUCGCGCAAGGCCACCAACUACCUUCUCCUCGGCCUCUCCAUCCCCACCAUCCACGACCUAUACUCGUCCACACCGCUCGAGUUUCUGCGCUGCCUUAAUGCCCUGCUGGCCGAGUUCGACUCCUUCCAGACGCUACACGGCGACUCCUCCACCGCCGCCUUGACGCGGGCACGCAUCCCCAACAUGUUCCGUCGGCCAGGAGCGAAGACCAGGCGCUCCGCGUCCGCCGACGUUGGCAUGGACGACUCCUCUGCCGCCUUUGGCCACAACUCGCCCACCGCCGGCUCGACAAACACGGGGCCUGCGCCCGCCGUCAUGAAUUUUGCCGCCUCCGAGUCGGAGCUGCUGCCCGGCGAAGAGUACACGUACCUGCUGACGCCGUCGCUGCCUUUUGACCCGGACUUCUUCGAGACGUUUGCCACGUUGUGCGACGUGCUGAUCGAUUGCUACACGCGCUUCCUGGCCAUGGUGCCGUCGCCGCGGGAGUGUUCUGCGCCCAUCGCCGAGCUCUUCACCAAGGCGGAUGCCAAGAUUCGCAAGAUUAUCGUGCAGGGCGUCGUCAAGGACUUUGAGGACCACAGCAGGGCGCAUGCAAAGUCAGAGGUGGCGGGGAUAGGCAAGCUUGUUCUUGGGGGUCUGAUGUGA
This is a messenger RNA of Trichoderma reesei QM6a, 882 nucleotides long. RefSeq lists its product as uncharacterized. The record is from RefSeq and is a predicted model, not a curated record. NCBI's taxonomy places the organism in Eukaryota, Fungi, Ascomycota, Sordariomycetes, Hypocreales, Hypocreaceae. The coding region runs from base 1 to 882 and encodes 293 amino acids. The transcript has 2 exons.